This is a messenger RNA of Vidua macroura (Pin-tailed whydah), 1118 nucleotides long. RefSeq names its product STING1 ER exit protein 1 (gene STEEP1). Bases 42 to 710 code for a protein of 222 amino acids. The record is from RefSeq and is a predicted model, not a curated record. The transcript has 7 exons. Lineage: Eukaryota; Metazoa; Chordata; Aves; Passeriformes; Viduidae.
CGGGCGGGGCCGGGCCGGGCGGCUCCGAGCCCGCCGCCGCCAUGCCCAAGGUGGUGUCGCGGUCCGUGGUGUGCUCCGACACCCGCGACCGCGAGGAGUACGACGAUGGGGAGAAGCCGCUGCACGUCUACUACUGCCUGUGCGGGCAGAUGGUGCUGGUGCUCGAUUGCCAGCUGGAGAAGCUGCCGAUGCGGCCGCGGGACCGCGCCCGCGUGAUGGACGCGGCCAAGCACGCCCACAAGUUCUGCAACGCCGAGGAGGAGGAGAGCGUCUUCCUGCGCAGACCCGAAGGCAUAGAGCGGCAGUUCAGGAAGAAGUGUGGCAAGUGUGGACUGCUGCUCUUUUAUCAACACCAACAGAAAAAUGCUCCUGUGACAUUCAUUGUUGAUGGUGCUGUGGUCAAAUUUGGCCAGGGUUUUGGGAAAACAAACAUAUAUACUCAGAAACAAGAACCUCCUAAAAAGGUGAUGAUGACCAAACGGACCAAAGACAUGGGCAAGUUCAGUUCUGUCACAGUCUCCACAAUUGAUGAAGAGGAGGAGGAGAUUGAAGCGAGGGAGAUCGCAGACUCGUAUGCACAGAAUGCAAAAGUGAUUGAGAAGCAGCUGGAACGCAAAGGCAUGAGCAAGAAAAGGCUACAAGAGUUGGCUGAGUUGGAAGCCAAGAAAGCCAAGAUGAAGGGAACCCUGAUUGAUAACCAGUUCAAAUGAAAUGCUGUGUAUCUGCUGGGUAUUCGGAGACAGGAGAAAACUACCAAGAGCUAUCACAGUUCUGUCAACAAAGCAGAAGUAACAGACAACGUUCAAGAGUUGCACUCUGCUGCAGCCACCUUGGAGGAUGAGAACCUCUCUGGAUCCCUCUGUAUAAGUGAUACUCUGGGUACCAGUCUUAACUCCAACGGCACUGGAGACUUUGCUCAAGCUGCAGUUCUCUACAGACCCAGUGUUAUGAGCAGGCUGUUCCAGGUAGAAUAUUUACUUUCAAGAAAAUCUCUGCUGGGUGCCUUCCCAAGUUCACCUUUAGAUACCUGUCUUUUUAUUUGUAGUUUUCAAGCAUGUUUCCUUGAAUACAUUAGGACGAUGGGUAACUGUACAACAAAGAAAUCCUUACAAAAGUAA